This is a messenger RNA of Phytophthora nicotianae INRA-310, 1446 nucleotides long. RefSeq lists its product as hypothetical. The transcript has a single exon. The record is from RefSeq and is a predicted model, not a curated record. The coding region runs from base 57 to 695 and encodes 212 amino acids. Lineage: Eukaryota; Oomycota; Peronosporomycetes; Peronosporales; Peronosporaceae.
CUGCCUCGAGAAUUGGCAGGAACGAAAUAAGCUAAAAGCAGGCGCAAGUACAUGCCAUGAAACGAUCCCGCGCCUGCGACGACCUCGUGGCGCUGGCCGCCGAGGCCUCCACACAGAAUAGCAACAGCGGAGGCACACUACGGGGCACUGUGGACGACUGGACGCCUUUCGUGGAGGGUCCAGUUCACCGGUUUAAGCGCUCACGGGCCGCCGUGGACAGUCCCAGCAGCAGCGGUGACGAGGCGGACGAACAGGAGCGGCAGGACCGACACUCUCUGCAGUUCAUGUUGGAGAACGACCGUCUGUCUCUCAGCUCGGAGGUGUCGCUUAGUUCCUCCGCGCCCUCGAGCUCGUCUGUGCUGGACGACGACAGCUUGCCACUGCGUCGCAACUCGCGCGAAAAGAUGUUGCUCAGGAAGAAGAAGCAGCGAGUCGCGGACAUUACCAACAGGUUCAAUGACUUUGGCAUUCACGAUGACGUCGCGGCGAGGACGAACUUGCAUUUCCCGACGCCGCUGCUGGCAAAACCGCAGCCGAUGGUCAUGAUGGAGACACCCGAAACGCCGGAGCCCCGCAUUUUGCGUGGCCUUUGCUUCCCGCGUGAGGCGCGGUGUAUUGACCCUCUCGAUAAGCGACAGGCUCAGCCGUUCGACAUGUCAGCCUUCAUCAUGCUGUCCAUCUCGCCAGAGCGAUGAAGGAAGUGUCCAGUCAAGUAACCGCAAGUAACCUGAGCACCGUGUUAGAGCGGUGGAGCACGAGCGACAAGGACCUCAGUGAUCGAUCAGAUCGGACAAAAGAUCAUCUCCCUGCUUUGGACGGCACCCCCAAGAACAAGCAGUAAGGCUUGUCACCUCGUCGCCGGUGCCUUACGCCACCUCCCACCGUAGCCUAUUGAUUAUUUCUCGAGCGACGCCGUAGUUCGCCAGUCUCUCUAUACACUAUUUAUUGGAACCCGGUAACGCUCAAAACUAAAGAAGCUUUCCACGCCAAGAUCACCGUUUUCUUUUAGCGCUCCUUCGAUUUGGCUGAUCGUCGGUUUGUGUUGGAGUGGUGCUGGCUGGAUUCUUCAGCACGCAAUACGCUUUGCCAAGCUAACACCUUAUCUUAGCAGCGCAGGAAGUAACCAAGCCCACCAUCUGCGAGACUCUUCACGGAGCACUGCGGCUACUUCAACCGUAAAUCUAUUCGGAGUCGCUUCGUGGCUUGGAGAAGGAUGAGGCGUCCUCAGCGUCCGCUGCAGCGAAAGUCGGCCUUGGCGGCUUCAGCAGUUUCAUCGCUAACAACGUCCGCAUCCUAUUGCUACGUUUCAUCGCUAACAACCUCCGCAUCCUAUCGCUACAUGCAUCGCCUCUUUCUUCUCAUUUUAUUUUUAUCUUGUGUUUGCCAUCAAAUUUCUAAAAUUUUUAUUGCUAAAACAAAUUGCUUGAAGUUACAACCCACACGACA